AUGGCUUUGCCACCAUAUGCUAUGGAUAAUAAAUACGUUUUAAAAGAUGUAUCAAGCGAUGUCAAAUGGCGACAUGGUUUACCAGACUAUUCAAAAACGAUUGCUCUUUUUGAAAAAGAAAGAUCGACUAAUCAUACACCAGAAUCACUGGAAAACAUUGUGGAAAAUAUAGUGAAAAAUUGGGAAAUAGAAGUUAGUCAUAAAUUGGAUCCUCGACAAUGGGAAACAGUCGACGUGGACAACUAUCGUUUCUCAUGUAACGGUCAAUGCAAAUAUACAGCCGAUGAUUUAGUUAAGCUGGGUACUUACAACACACUCAUUGGUAAAACUGCAUACUAUAAUGCUUCGAUGAUGACACUUGCAGAAUCUCAAAUGGCAUUUCUACGAGCUUUUGGAGAAGGCUUCGCCUGGGAGUUAAUUGAACUAUAUUCAGGUCCACCACAUGUUACUUUUAAAUGGCGUCAUUUUGGUCGGAUGACUGGCUACUUUUCAUGUUCAUCUUUUUCAGGUUAUGUCUACAAAGCGGAUUCGACGAAUAAGAUGGUGAAUUUAUAUGGAAUAUGUAAAGCUACAGUGACAUCUGAUCUGAAAAUCCAAGAUUUACAAGCCUUCUUUGAUAUCAAUCAAUUAUUUGCUCAGUUUACAGAAAUGUGUCCAUUCGCUCCAUUUGCUAAUAUACCAAGUUUACUGAGUUCAUCAACAGGAAAAACAAUAAAUGAAUCACAAAUCAACAACACAGGUUUAUCUGUCAAUAAACCAAAUCCAGUUAAGAACCAUGAAAAUUCGCAAGGAAAUCAGCAUUCAGCAAUAUGUACCAUCAUUUGA
Molecule: messenger RNA, 825 nt
Organism: Rotaria sp. Silwood1
Lineage: Eukaryota; Metazoa; Rotifera; Eurotatoria; Philodinida; Philodinidae
Source: the annotation of a GenBank genome assembly